AUGAGCAAGGAGCAGAAAGUCAAGUGGACUUGUCAUGAAUGUAGGAGUAAACAACCGAAGCUUGGCAACAUAAAUACACCAGUGCGGAAUGUCAAGGAGGGCGAGGCAAACCCAUCUAAUUUAUAUGAUGAAAACACUGGUUUGGAUAACAUUACCUUUAGAAAGAAGCAAACGGAUGACUGCCAGAAGACACCUGUUUGCAGCCCGGGUUCCGCCAGCUGCGCCACGAUUAAUAGAGAUGACGCAUUUAUUUCUGCUGUAAGCGAUAAAGUUCUCAAAGCGCUUAAGUCCGAGCUUCCUGCAAUGAUUUCAUGUGUUCUGAAAGCUGAACUAUCUUCAAUUAAGAAUGAUAUAUUAGAGUUUCGUCAAUCAGUUGACUUUUUGAGCACUAUGCAUGACGAAAUGAAGAACAUGGUAGAAACCUUGGUCAAGGACAAUGCAACGCUAUCUAAGGAAAACACCACCUUAAAAACCACAGUGGCUGAAUUAUCCGAUCGACUGAAUAAUCUCGAACAACAUCUACGGGAAAAUAAUCUGGAGAUACAAGGCUUACCCGAACACCAUAAUGAAAAUCUACCAAGUCUUCUUAAUCAAUGCUCUAAAGGUCAUAGGUUACGACUUGAAGGAGGGUGA
Messenger RNA from Arctia plantaginis, 633 nucleotides. The record is from the annotation of a GenBank genome assembly. NCBI's taxonomy places the organism in Eukaryota, Metazoa, Arthropoda, Insecta, Lepidoptera, Erebidae.